Prunus armeniaca (apricot) is the source of this 282-nucleotide messenger RNA. NCBI's taxonomy places the organism in Eukaryota, Viridiplantae, Streptophyta, Magnoliopsida, Rosales, Rosaceae. The record is from the annotation of a GenBank genome assembly.
AUGAACCACCACCACCUCCUCUCUCCAUCUCACCCUCCCACGCCGCUUGAGCCAUUAGUAUCACCGGCAAACUACAAAAAUCUAGCCAAUUUUGACACACAAUUUCCAUUGCUCGUUCCGGUGAUUCCGGCCACCAAUUUCUUCGAUUUAGGUAUAGGUCUUGACUGGCGAUUUGGAGAUUUUCUUGUCUCUGUAAUUUCUCUAGACACCCAUGCUUUGCUGGCUCGUGGGUACUGUUUGGGUGACCCUUUGGGUCCCAAAAUGAUUGCCAUGUCAUCCUAA